AUGGAGAAGUUUUUGAACUCAACAAAUAGAGUGACUGCAGAAUCAAAGAAAGGAACAGGAAGACAAUUAACUGGUCCAACAAUUGCUGGAGGUCCACUGUUUACUUCGGACAGUCAUAGAAAGUCUCUUCCUGCCUACUUAAGAACUCCUAAAGGCUCUUGUCAUGAUUAUUGCAAGUUUGGAAUCAGGUAUGUCACUGAAGAUGAUAGUAAAGGCUCCUCUAUUAACAGUUUGGGUGAAGAAGUGCAGCAUAAAGAUCCAAAUCGAGUGAAUAACUUGAAUUUAAAAGAGACAAGAAAUAGACAUGCUGGUACGAAGCCAUUGCUUAACGUAGAUAAACUGAAUGCCAUUAAGAAGAAAACUACUCCAAUAUUUGAGGAGUCUACAUGGAUGAAAGAAUCUGUCAACUUCAAAAGAAUUUCAACUGUGAAGCAUGCAAUUGCGUCUGUAUCUUCCAAAGGUAAAGGUAAUCAAGGUAGAGAAAUGGACAAUGAAAAUUUGAAAUGUGAGAGUGGAUGUAAGUCUGAAUAUCAACCAAAAGAACCUGCUUCCCUCCUAAAGAAAACAUAUUCUCCUGGAAAACGCAACAUGCUUAAGAAGACACCUGCAAAGGGCAGCACUAAAUCUUAUGAAAAUUGCAGAUUUAAGCUAAGGGCUUCAUUGCCAUUCAAUAGGAUUGAUACUGUCGCUUAUCUUGCACAGGCGAACACAACUACGGUAAGGAUUGAAUCUCAACCUGCUAUUAAGAGCUCAAAUAGUUCUAGCAAUGAAGCACAUGUGAGAAGGGAUAUUAGUGGUAUGCCAAGAAUGGUAGAAAAGGAAUCAGUGAAAUUGCAAAUGCCUUCUCAUUCAUACAAACAUGCUAAUAACGAGUCAUGUUUGGAGGCAAUGAUCAAGAACCAAAAAUUUGGAAUGGUGAAACCUGAUGAAGAAAACAAGGAGAGUAAAACAACUUCUGCUAUUCAGCCAAAAUUCAGUUGUGACUCUGAUGAUCUUAAACCAGUAUCAAAAAAGGAGAAUUAUGAUUUUGUUUCUCUAACUCAGAUAUCAUGGAAGUUGGAGGGCAUUCAAGAUUCUUCACAGGCUGAAUCCCCAGAACCAGAAUGUGUUGACUUCUCUUUAGCUGAGCUAAGUUCCCCAAUGGAUGAGGAGAAUUAUUCAAACUGCAUAGAGAAGGAAUCUAACAAUGACUGGUCAUCCCAUUCAUUGGCAUAUGAUGAAGAAACUGAGGAAUCACAUUCUGCAAUUACUGAAUUAACUGAACCAGAGGAUGAAACUGAGGAAGUGGAAACUAGCAGUGACACCAUAAUCGACGAAUCAGAUUCUGCAAUCAGCGAAUUCAGUGAAGUGGAGGGAAUCAAAAGUGGCAGCGAUACCAAAACUUCAAUGAUCAGAGAAAGGAGGUUGACAGAAACUGCCAGUGUUCAUCCUGAAGAACAUCUUUCUGUACCUUACAUGUCGAUGUUCAGAAGAAGCAUUCUGCAUAUGAUUGAGAGCGGUCAUUGUGGUCAAGUUGUUAGGAAAGGCUUCCGACAAAUGCCUACGGUGGAAGUUCCAAGCAAUCUUGAUCCUGAAGCAGCAGCAGUUGUGCUGAGGCAUCAAGAUGUUCAGCAAAAGAGAGACCCGCUUGGUCUGUCCAAUAAUGUGAUCGAAGAAACUGCAAGCCAACUUGAUCAGAACACAAACACAAAAGUGCAAGCAUUGGUGAGGGCAUUUGAGACGGUCAUCUCUCUCCAUUCUCCGAGAUAA
Zingiber officinale is the source of this 1749-nucleotide messenger RNA. RefSeq lists its product as uncharacterized. The record is from RefSeq and is a predicted model, not a curated record. The transcript has a single exon. Gene Ontology annotation, molecular function: calmodulin binding. Lineage: Eukaryota; Viridiplantae; Streptophyta; Magnoliopsida; Zingiberales; Zingiberaceae. The coding region runs from base 1 to 1749 and encodes 582 amino acids.